AUGUACACUGAUGUGGCGACUCUUUAUCAUGACUUUCGCCCGAGGUAUCCAGAGACUCUGAUCGAUGACGCAAUCAAAGAAUCUCCUUUGCUGCAGUCAGCAGAUGCACCCAAGUACAAGGUUUUGGAAAUUGGAUGCGGUCCAGGUACACUAACCGUUCCUCUUGCAAAACGAGGUUAUGCUGUCACUACCCUUGACCCAGGCGUUGGAAUGCUGAAUAAGUGCAAGGAAGUGUGUAGUGGAUACCAGAACGUGGAAUUCCAUCAAGUUCCAUUCCACGACUUUCAUAGCGACGUACAGUUCGACACUAUUUUUGCUGGAACAUCCUUACAUUGGGCGAUUUCAGGUAAAGAAGAAGCUGAGACGGUAAAGAAACUCCAUUCGCUUCUCAAAGAUGACGGAAAGCUAAUUUUGCUGUGGAAUUAUCCUCGCGAAGCCCCUGAAGACAUUCGAAAUACAGUUGCCGAUGCAUUGGGUGCAUCCAAGCCAUUCUACUUCGGUGGCGAUAGUGCAGAAGGCCACGAGAAGAGCAUGGAUGAGAGAGUAUUCACACCUCUAUUUAGUGGUGGUCUGUUCGAACUAUCAAAGACAAUUCGAUCUGAUACCAUAACGAAGCUAUCGCCCCAAGACUAUAUUUCCUUUUUUAAGACACUAAGCCCAAACAUUGUGAAGGAAGAGAAAGAAGCCACGAAAUAUUUUGGAACAAUUGAGCAAAUUUUGGUGCAAAAGUGUGGAGACAGUCUUCCGACGUCCGGUACAUCUAGUGCGAAUAUCAUUUCUAAAACAACACGAUGA
Molecule: messenger RNA, 795 nt
Organism: Cylindrotheca closterium
Lineage: Eukaryota; Bacillariophyta; Bacillariophyceae; Bacillariales; Bacillariaceae
Source: the annotation of a GenBank genome assembly